AUGUGGAACGUGUGCGGAGUCGUGAUUUUGGUGCUGUUUAAUGAGAAAUAUUGUCGCGGUCAAGAUGUACUGCAAGAAACAACAACGCUAGGCGAAUCUAUUGAAGAAACGUUUGACUCCGCAAAUGUCAUUGAUGGCUCUACAGCUUUUACAGAUAAUCCAGACAAUUGGAACAGUUUUGGUGAAUUUAUCGAUUCGUCUUCCACUACGGAAUUCACAGGUUAUUUCGAUUUCGAUGAAUUUCAAGAAUCAACAACUAAUAUAGCGCACUUUGAAGAUACAACUAAAGCAGUAGUUGAAGAACCAAAUUUCAGUGAAUUAAUCCCAAAAAUUAUUGAAGAGUUAAAACAGCCCUACUUCGAAGGGAUACCAGGAGUGGACAUUCCGGACCCUGAUCCAAUCCCAGAUAUGUCACAAUCACUUACGAUUUUUGAUAAAUUGUAUUUCACCAAUUCUGCUGUACGAGGAUUGAGCAAACUUAGGAUUUUGUAUAUUAAUAUUGACGUCGAAGCGUCAGAGGUUCAGGCCGCUAUGCACAUCGAUACACUCCACACAUCAGGCAACUAUAGGUACAGUUCAUUCAUGACAUCUCGGAAUGGUCCCUAUAGCGUUAUUAUCCGAAACCUUCUAGUCACAGCUCGAGCGAAUAUUGGUGUACAAAUAGACGGUAAACUGAGAGCGCAAGACAUCACCAUGGAGCUUAGUCACGAAAGCAUUGACGUCAAAUUUGAAAAUUUAGACCCUUUAAUUGCAGGAAUUGUCAAUAACGCUGGGAACUUUAUAUUUGAUACAGUAAAACCUUACAUGCUGAAAGAUGCUUAUACGAAAGCCAGAACAGCUAUUGACACUGAGUUAGAAAAGACAGCUGAGGAUUUGCAAUUUCCCAAUAGCUUACCACCUUUAGACAUGAUACUUAUAGAUGUAGGUAAAAAAGUUAGAGAGUUAGGUUUUGACCCUUAUAGAUUAAAAGAUUAUGUAAGUAAUGAUACCGUGCCAUUUUUUUCUGUUGCUCUAUAUAAUACGUGGAUAACAGGUGUAUCUACUUUUCAUAGAGUUGGAAAUAUUACUGUGAAGGUUGCUAAUGGUACUGCAGUUCUAGACUUCGAAGUUGGAACUAAAACAAUAGAAGGCAGUACUCAUUGGAAUGUCACGGUGUGCAAAAUUAUUUCUAAUAUUGGGAAAAUUAAUUUUUCUAUUGAGCAUUUUAGUGUUAGGGUAGUUAUAAGUCAACCUUUAGAUAUAAGACUGACGCCCAAAUUAAUAGACUUGCAAAUUGAUGUUGGUAAUUUACAAAUGCGUUCGGAUGGAGCUGGUACAGCUGAUUACAUUUUAGAAUUAGCAGUGAACAUCAUACCUAAUUUAAUAAGGUAUCACAUAGUGGAUGCCUUACAGUGGCCUUUGAGAAAUAAAAUACAGGAGAAACUGGAUAAACUUAAUGUAGAAGAAACAAUAAAGCAAGAAUUGCUGCCAAAAAUUCAUGAAAUUGAGAAAACAGGAUUCAAAUUGUCAUUCUUGAGAUCUGUUAGAGUCGAUUCAUAUGAUGAUGAUGAAUUUUUCAAUUUCUAAAUGUAAUGUAUUUAAUAAACAAUUUCAUACAUUUGUCCUAAAGGAUAAUAGGAACAGAACAAAGAAACUUUGUA
Messenger RNA from Hyposmocoma kahamanoa, 1640 nucleotides. RefSeq lists its product as uncharacterized. The coding region runs from base 1 to 1566 and encodes 521 amino acids. Lineage: Eukaryota; Metazoa; Arthropoda; Insecta; Lepidoptera; Cosmopterigidae. The record is from RefSeq and is a predicted model, not a curated record. The transcript is spliced from 4 exons.